Messenger RNA from Sesamum indicum (sesame), 557 nucleotides. Its product is annotated as photosystem I reaction center subunit N. Gene Ontology annotation, cellular component: photosystem I. The record is from RefSeq and is a predicted model, not a curated record. NCBI's taxonomy places the organism in Eukaryota, Viridiplantae, Streptophyta, Magnoliopsida, Lamiales, Pedaliaceae. Gene Ontology annotation, biological process: photosynthesis.
AACAACAAAGGCAAAGAGUGUGGACCACCCACCCCCUUCUUAGAACAAAAAUCAUAAACCAGUGGCUGUAGAAAAUUUUCAGCAGCAAAUCUGAGUGAAAGUCCAUCCAUGGCAACAACACCUGCCAGGGUUUGUACAUUGGUUUCUCUCAAGGUACAAGCAGCUCAUGACAGCAGCAGGAGAGCAGGAGUUGAACCAAAAGCACAGAGGAAAGGAGGAAGGAGAGAGCUGCUUCUUCUCUCAACAACUGCACUUGUUGCUGACUCCAGAGCUGAUCUUCUCAACAAAUAUCUGAAAAAAUCAGAAGAAAACAAAGCCAAAAAUGACAAGGAGAGACUGGAGAGUUACUACAAGCGCAACUACAGAGAUUACUUUGGUUUGUUGGAAGGGGAUCUGAAGCAGAAGAAAGAGCUGUCUGAAUCAGAAAAGGGCAUUCUUGAAUGGCUUGAGAACAAUAAAUAGAACUCUUCUCAUCACUUAUUUCCCUUUCAUUGACUAUAAAUUUACCUGUAGCAUGACAUGGCAUAUAGCCGGUUACGUUUUACCCAUUGUGAAAA